This is a messenger RNA of Miniopterus natalensis, 1161 nucleotides long. The record is from RefSeq and is a predicted model, not a curated record. NCBI's taxonomy places the organism in Eukaryota, Metazoa, Chordata, Mammalia, Chiroptera, Miniopteridae.
AUGUCUGUACCAAGAUUCCAAAAAAUAAACUAUGGGGCACAUGAUAAUUACAUUCCAGUUAGUGAAUUAAGCAAAAAAUCAUGGAAUCAGCAACAUUUUGCUCUGGCAUUUCCCAAACCACGUCGGCCAGGACAAAAAUUAAGAUCAAGGCCUUCCCAACUACGAGAUAAAACAGAUCUUAAAUAUGAUGAAGUCAAAUUAAAGGAAGGUUCUAAACGACCAUUAUGGAUGCACCGUUCUUUAAUGCAAAUUUCUGAAAGGCCAUCUGCUUAUUUAGCUGCCAGGAGACGGCGUCCAUCUAAACCAACUUAUCCCCCAGGUGCAGAGAAACCUUUAUCUCCAAAAAUAGGUAAGGUAGUUAAAGAAGACAAGAAGGACAAAUUAGAUUCAGAAGCUCAAUCUGCAGUUUCACGGGAGUUAAAAAAAACUGAGGCAGAUUCAAAAGCAAAAGACACAGAAGAUAGUUUAAAAACAGAUGAUGAAAAAAAGAGUUCCAAAAAGAUCACGGACUCAGCUACAGAAUCAGAAGCUGAAAAAGGAGACACAAAGAAAGAUGCCAAAAAAAAGAAAGGUUCCAAGAAGGACAAGGGAUCAGAUGCAGAAUCUGGAGAGGAAAAAGGAGACACUAAGAAAGAUGCCAAAAAAGAAAAGAAAGGAUCCAAGAAGGACAAGGGAUCAGAUGCAGAAUCUGGAGAGGAAAAAGGAGACACUAAGAAAGAUGCCAAAAAAGAAAAGAAAGAAAAGAAAGGCGCCAAGAAGGACAAGGGACCAGAUGCAGAACCUGGAGAGGAAAAAGGAGACACAAAGAAAGAUGCCAAAAAAGAAAAGAAAGGCGCCAAGAAGGACAAGGAGACAACAGCAGAAUCCGAAGGGGGGGAAAAAGAGGAAAAAGGUGAUGAAUCAACGGACAAGAAAGACGCCAAGAAAGAUGCCAAGAAAGAUGCCAAGAAAGGAGGCAAGAAAGAUGCCAAGAAAGGAGCCAAGGAAGAAUCCAAGGAAGAAACCAAGGAAGAAACCAAGGAAGGCACUGAGCCAGAAUCCACUGAGGGAAAAAAGGAUGCAAAGAAGGAGGGAAAGAAAGAGGGAAAGAAGGAGGGAAAGAAAGACGAGAAGAAGGAGGGAAAGAAGGAGGGAAAGAAGGAGGGAAAGAAGGGCAAGUAG